AUGGAAGCACCGCCUGCAGCCUCGCCUUCGCCGUCAUCGGCAGAGGAGGCCGCCCCGCCAGCGGUGCCCCGCAUGUCGGUGUUGGCGGACAACGCGUGGACCUACAUGCAGCACAUCGUGGCGGGCACGUCGGCCGGGUUCACCGCCGAGCUGCUGCUGUUCUGUGUCGAAAUCAGGAACUACCCCACCGUCUUCAAGACCGAGGGCGCCGACCCCCGGCACUGCGUCCGCUGGCGCAACACGUCCCUCAACCUCAAAGAGUUGGGGCGGCAGUUCGGGUCGAUUGCGUCGAACAAGGCGCCGGUGGCGGGCUUGGUCAUGGCCUCCUACGACCUCUUCAAGCGGGAGAUCAGUGUGCGACUGAACGCCUUCAACAAGCGACGCACUGAUGAAGGAGCUCAGAUGCUCGAGGCUUUCCUCAUGAACCCCAUCUUCGUCAUCAGGCAUGCCCCCAUUCCCCUGAGCGCGCAUGUGCGGGGUCACUUCGACCACGUCGCCGAGCCGGUCCGUUCGCCCCCGUCGGUGUGGCAGGCCACCCGGGACCUCUUUCGCGAGGGAGGCCCGCGAGCGUUCUGGCGCGGGUAUUGGGCCACGGUGGCGUCGGGCGCGCCGUUCAUCAGCUGCUACUACGCGUUUGCGGAGAUGUUCGGACAGAUGAUCGCGCAUCGCGCCGGCUAUGCGUCGCCUCUCGAUCUGCCGCUCCACCUGAGCGCCCUCGCUGGCGGGUGCGGUGCUGGAUUGGCCGUGGCGAUCACCACGCCGUUGGAGAUACUGCGCCAGCGGGGUCUCACCGAGUGGCACCACUGGAACCAGACCAAGGAAGUGCUCCUCAGUCAGGGCUUCGUUCAGGCGGUGAAAUCGGUCAAGUCGCGGUGCAGGCAGGAGCUGCAGGACAAGCUGUUCCGGGUGGCACCCCGGUCGGCCGUGAAGAAGGCCACCUACGGCUUCUUCAAGCAGGCCAUCAUCCGUGGCAUCAAGGCCGGCGCCCGCGCCUCCAUUCGCCGAUGA
Messenger RNA from Acanthamoeba castellanii str. Neff, 1008 nucleotides. RefSeq lists its product as uncharacterized. NCBI's taxonomy places the organism in Eukaryota, Discosea, Longamoebia, Acanthamoebidae. The coding region runs from base 1 to 1008 and encodes 335 amino acids. The record is from RefSeq and is a predicted model, not a curated record. The transcript is spliced from 7 exons.